Frieseomelitta varia is the source of this 3789-nucleotide messenger RNA. Its product is annotated as Na(+)/H(+) exchange regulatory cofactor NHE-RF2. Gene Ontology annotation, biological process: protein localization to plasma membrane. The transcript has 3 exons. Bases 344 to 1102 code for a protein of 252 amino acids. The record is from RefSeq and is a predicted model, not a curated record. Gene Ontology annotation, cellular component: apical plasma membrane. Gene Ontology annotation, molecular function: protein-membrane adaptor activity; protein binding. NCBI's taxonomy places the organism in Eukaryota, Metazoa, Arthropoda, Insecta, Hymenoptera, Apidae.
ACCGCCCGCCAGUCGGUUCGAAUAAUCGCCUCGUGGCAGGUGCAGAGAAAAAUCGGCGAGGCUGAGCCUGCCAGUUGUCCAAUCGCCUAGUCAACCAGCCGCCGUAUGAGAUACGGAUCUCGAACCGUGGGACCGCGCCUCGAUCGUCAAUUUUCCACACAGAAAAUUUUGUUACCGAUUGCGGUGCGACACGGUGCGUAAACUUUCUCGUAGCCGUCCGCAUAGCGCGUUACUUCACUUUCCUCGUCUUUAGUCGUUAGUCGGUCUCGAUUUUUCGUUUCGUUUGAUUUUUUUCGUCGUUUCAUUUCGUUUAGUGCGCCAACGCCGCUGCUAGGGGUGAGAUAUGUCUUCAUUGAAGAGUGAUAAGAUUCCGUGUGCACGGCUCUGCCAUAUCGUCAAGUGGGACGAUUUUGACGGCUACGGGUUCAACUUGCACGCGGAAAAGGGGAAGAAUGGUCAAUUUAUUGGCAAGGUGGAUGACGGUUCUCCCAGUCAGGCUGCUGGUUUACGGCAAGGUGAUCGAAUCAUCGAGGUUAAUGAGAUCAACAUUGCGAACGAGACCCACAAGCAGGUUGUUGAACGCAUAAAAGCCUUCCCCAGCGAGACGAAGCUUCUGGUGGUCGAUCAGGAGGCCGACGAAUAUUUCAGGGCCAACAACAUCGUUAUCAAGGGCACCAUGGCGAACGUCAAGGUGAUCAAGACCCCGGAGAAAAAUCCGAAUAGUAUUGUACAAGAAGAGCUCAAUGGCAGCAAUGCUUCUACAGACGAGAACGCGCAGAAAUCAAGCGGUUCGAACGAGACCUCGCACAGCGAGAGCAGCACGAGGACUUCAAACAGGAGCGAGAACGGGAACGAGAACGAGAGCGAACGCGAACGCGAAGGGGCUGGUCGUGAAAACGGGAACAGCAUUAGGAACGAAACGACGAUGGCGCACGUGCACGGCACCGGGAACGGGAACGUCACCAACGAGCCACGGCAGGGUUUGAACCUGAAGAUGAGCGCCAAAGAACUUCGAGCUCAGCUAGCCGCGCGCAAGAAAUACGACCCGAAGAAGGAGUCGAUUGGUUUCAAAGACAAGUUCGACAUCGUGCAGAAGUUAUAACCGUCCUUUGCUCUCGUCCUCCUCUAGUUGGAUAGUCUUGUCGGCUACGCUGCGCGAUGCUCCUUAUCUCGCUAUUAGUAGUUCGAAUCUUUGCAUCCUCGACGAUGUACAUAUACACUUAUCUGGAUGGACGUAAAACAUUGUCAAUGUUCACAAGCGCACGCGCGUGCACGUGCCUCGUAUAGUGGCUCGCGAAGGUAUUUGACUACUUGUAGAAACGUACUACGAAUAUAUAUUACGCAUACGUGUUGUACGAAUUAUGUUUCGAAAUUUUACUAAUAACGUAUAAUAUCCAUGAAAAUUAUCCAUAGCGAAAGUAUUCGAAUGCUUUCGCGAGCUGCUGAAUAGAAACAACAGGAAUAACGCGAAAUUCUCGAAAUUCUAAAUGCACGUACGCAGCGUGAAUUAUAUGCGUGCACGCACGCUGGCGUCCGGUUGAAGUCGGAUCGUUUGGUAAAAUGUCCAGGCGGCAAACGCACGAGAACGUUUCUAAAUUAUUCGAAAGUCUGAACGUUAGAACGCAUUCCGAAUCGAUCGAUCGUGAAAAUAGUUUCUUGUUCCAUUAGAUAUACAGUUGUCCCGCUAGCUACAGCGAGGAUUGCGCGCACCAAGGACGAUCACGACGACACACGAGAGAAAGUGUAAGACAUUGCGUGACGUACAACGCGUAACGCGCGCGCGACGUCCGUAAUUUUUAUUAAAAUUAAAUUAAAUUUUUAUUAAUAUUAAAAUUAAACGUAUCGCUCGAUCCCUCGGUUGUGUUGUACAUUGUGUUCUCGAUGCGAGAACGAAUAUUUGACGCGGAAAGAAAGAUCCACGUAAAAGCAACCGAUAUUUGACACUAGCGAAGACUACGCCGACAUUCAAGCGGAUUAUGUAAUCGAAGAAAUGUAACGGUGUGCAAAAAUACGGCGACACAAUAGUGGGAAGGCUCGAGCAGAUUUCCACGAUCGUUGGAAGUCUCGCGGGAGAUCAGUCGAGAGAGUCGCAGGAUUCGCAGGAAACUCGGGUACUCUCUAACCCGACAUUGCUAAACAUUACGACAACUCGUUGUGCAACUUUCAAUUAUCGUCGUCGUGAUCCUUUUGCGUCGUGCCUUGUACCUUAUACGAAUACCUGCAACCUAGUUGUUUUGUUCUCUUUUUUUUUUUUUUUCUCUCUUUUUCGUUUUCUUAUUUUUACGAGCGUUUUUUCCUUCCACGCAACAUGUCACAAGCCUACGCUACGUUGAUUCCGUCUUACAAUCAUUUCUUUAGCCACGAUAAGUAUCGAUUGAUAAAAUACGCGGGAACGUGAAACGAAGCGUUUAUUAUUAUUAUUUUGAUGAAACGUUGCAACGAAAAGAAAUGAUUUAUUGUUGAUUUUUUUCUUUUUCUGUUUUUUUUUUAUUGUAUUUUCGGACGCGCAAAUUCGAGACUCAAUGAUUAUUUUUAUUGAAACAUUUUAGUCAACCAAUGAAUGUUAAUGUAUUGCAUUUAAUACCUGAUCGAUAGUUUGAUCAAACGUCACGUUUCAUGCGAAUGAUGUGAUAUGAAUAUUGAUAACAGGAUUUCUAUAUGACGCCAUUUUACGAUUAAAGUGCGUUAAGUUUCUUAGAAACAACAACGUUUUCGUACAACAACAAAUGUGUCUAUUUCUAUUCCAACAUAGAUUUAAUAAGAAUAUGUUUAAUAAGAAUAUGAAUUGUAACGUGGACUCUUAUCCACUUAAAACUCUUAUCCGAUAAAGAUGGUUGUUUGAUUUUAUUUAUAACUUGUAUCUCGUUGAAGCUAUUGUUAUCUUAUUAUCAACCAUGUUACGUGUAGUAAAUAUAUAAAAAAAUAUUCUCUGUCUUGCGAUAUCUUCGAUGAUAUGAAUCAGAAUAGAUUUCGUGUAACAGAAACAUUUUAGUUGUAGAAAAAAAAAGAAAAUGGUAAUUCUAACAAUGAUUUGUUUUUGCAUGGCAUCUUGCAUAUUGAAAUUCGAAUUCUGCGAUGUCAUGUAUUUUUCGUCCAACAAAGACGAUAAUCUGUAGUCGUUAUUAAAGAUCUUAAUUUGAUCGCGAGUUGCGACCGAUGACAGCGUGCGCUCAUAUGGAAGUUGAAACAGAAACCGAUCGAUAGCGUUUCCGCUCAAGGUAAAUUCGAUCAUCGUGAUCUAUCGGUUUGUGCUCUGCACCGAAUAUGUGUUGUGUAAAUUCUUACGUAUUCUCCCCUCGUUUUGUCUCGCAAUACCUUUGCGAAAUUCGAACGCGCAAGCAUGUUCAUUUCUGUAAAUAUUAGAUCUUGGUGCGUCAAGGUCGGUGCAACGAUCGAAAGAAUGAACGAAUCAUCACCUUCAUGGCUUAUUUCGCAUAAUUAUUUAGAUCGCUGGCCGUCGAUAUACAUAUGCACCACGCCGCUCAAGGCAAUUUGCGAUAUUUCUGCUAUUGUUGUAUUGAAAACACGAAAUCAGUGAGAAAUUAAAACUGUGAGUUGUAUUUCUUGGACAUUUUGGAGCGUUAAUUUUUGCACCGAAUCCUUGAAAUGUAUAUAUACAUAUGCUCUGAAUAAGGGUUAAAUACACACGUUGUUACGAUUAUUGCACACAUUCAAUGUACUUUGUAAGCCUAACUUUAAGCAUUAUGUUUGACGACAAGACUUAAUUGUACGUUAUUCAUCAAAUUAUGUUCAUUUACGUACGUCACUGUAUAAAUAAUAUUGUACGUA